GGAACGUUGAUGGAUUUGUCGUUAAUGCGGGCAAUUUUUGGUUUUUUUUUUUUGUUGCGAAUUUCGUUCAAAAUUUGGGAUUUUUGAGCUUCUGAGGAUGUUAGGGUUGGUUGGAUUCGUGGUGGUGGGGGGGUUGGGUCUUCAGAUUUGGGGCUUUGGAUGUGUCUAUGAUAUAAAGUUAGGAUUUUUGUAUGAUUGAUGCAAUUUAGUGUCAUCCCUUAUACUUUUCACACACACACACACACACACACACACAAAACACACAAAGUUUGGGUUUUGAUUCAAUCUAGUCCUUACGUAGAAUAUUAAGGCGUGUCCCUUUUUUCUUUUUCUUUUUUUAAGGGGCGAAAAGUGACUAUUUGAGUUCUUUUAUGAUUCUAGACAUUUAGAGGAAUACGGAGUGAUUUUUUUUUUUUUUUUGUGGUGUGAAUUUUUUGUAAUCUGUGUAUUACUGUACAAGUGAGUGAAAGCAUUAAAUUUUGACUAUGGAAUGAAAUGGUCAAAGCUGCACAUUAAAGCUUGAUUUUCAAUACAUAAUCUCGUAGUUAAGGAUCGCGAGAAAAAGAUUUCAAUGGGGUCAUUUUUUAGCGCGCUGACGAAUAAUGACCAGUCGCGCAAUCAAUCUAAAAGUCCUCAAGUCGAAGCCUGCAAGAGGCUGAGGAUGUCGCCGUCCAUCCAUAACCACGAGAACCCAAGAUUGAUCCCUACUCUCCCCGAUGAGAUCUCAUUGCAGAUCCUCGCGAGAUUGCCUAGAACUUGCUAUUUGAGUGUAAAGAUGGUCUCUCGUAGUUGGAAGGUGGCUAUUGCUAGCUCUGAGCUCUACCAAUUGAGAAAAGAAAUUGGAACAACUGAGGAAUGGCUGUAUAUACUUACCAAGGAGGACGAGGGCAAGCUGUGCUGGCACGCUUUGGACCCUAUUAAUGGUAGAUGGCAAAGGUUGCCACCAAUGCCCAACUUAACGCAUGAAGAGGAAUCAAAGAGGGGCCUGCGGGUAUUGGAUCUUAUGGGCUCAGGAAUCAAGAUUGCCGAUGUCAUCAGAAGCUGGCUCGGUCGGAAGGAUUCUUUGGAUCGGAUGCCGUACUGUGGCUGUGGAAUCGGAGCUGUUAAUGGCUGCCUUUAUGUGCUAGGGGGGUUUUCUCGAGCUUCCACUAUGAAAAGCGUACUGAAAUAUGAUCCUUGUGUGAAUUCGUGGCUGGAAGUGAGCUCGAUGACUACCGGGAGGGCCUUUUGCAAGACUAGCGUAUUGAAUAGCAAGCUUUAUGUUGUUGGUGGAGUGAGUAGGGGUAGGAAUGGCUUGGCCCCUCUUCAGUCGGCUGAAGUAUAUGACCCUGACACAGGCCUGUGGGACCCGGUUCCAAGCAUGCCAUUUUCGAAAGCCCAAGUCUUACCAACUGCUUUUCUGGCUGAAUUAUUAAAACCGAUCGCUACUGGAAUGACUUCUUACAGAGGUAGGCUAUAUGUGCCGCAGAGUUUGUACUCUUGGCCCUUCUUUGUUGAUGUUGGCGGUGAAGUCUUCGAUCCUGAGACAAAUUCUUGGGUGGACAUGCCUGCUGGCAUGGGUGAGGGCUGGCCGGGGAGGCAGGCAGGGACGAAGCUUAGCAUGGUAGUGAAUGGCGAAUUGUAUGCCUAUGCCUUGGACCCAUCUAGUUCUCUGGAUAGUGGAAAAAUAAAGAUAUACGAUCAUCAAGAGGAUAGUUGGAAAGUCGUUUUGGGGAAAGUCCCGGUUCGGGAUUUCACUGAUUCUGAGUCGCCGUACUUGCUUGCGGGUUUUCAUGGGAAGCUCCAUGUGAUUACUAAAGACAUCAACAAUGAGAUUGCUAUUCUGCAAGCUGACCUGCCGAAACAUAUAGAUUCAGAUACAGCAUCGUCAUCUUCUUCAACAGAUUCAGCAUCCCAAGAUCUGGACGCGGCUAUGGAGAGUGAUAUAGAUAUUUGGAGAGUCAUUGCUGCAAAGAGUUUUAAUGCAGCAGAACUUAUCAGUUGCCAGGUCCUAAACAUAUAACUGUUGUAACUAGGAGGAAUAAAGCCUCGUAUGUUGCUGCCUUUGUCAAUUUAUCAGUAGUUAAAAGAGCGCUUUAAGAGUAAGGAGUGUUCUACCUUUUUCAGCCAUGAAGCUGAUACAAAAAGUGCUUUAGGAAAAUGUUUGUAAAUUGAUAUAUAUGUCUUGUUUAAAUAGGCAUUGCAUGUAACAGAUGGUAAAUGCUUUGCAACAGUGAUUCCGCUGAUCAUGCAUGGAAGCUUAUGCAAUCAAUGAGUAUAUCAAGUUUCUUUGUUCUGUAAUGUCAAACACAAUAUCAUAUAUUUCAAAAGGAAGGGACACCUUGAUUUCUGAUGGGGUAUUAACCCAAUUUAUUUCUGUCACUCCAUCCUUGAUAACCAUGGAAUUACUUCUGAGGAAGUCAAUCUUGAAAAGGGCUUUGUUUUCCCUACAAUGAAGCAAUAUUUACGCAUGGAAGGAUAUAGCAGCUGCUGACCUCACAGUUGUCAAUGGACUGAAUUUCUCUGCUCUACUCCAUCUGAAUUGCUUCACAGGUGAAUGUCGAGAGGCAGCAACCUGAGAUCAAACUUACAGCUUGUAAUUUGGUUUCAAACUUUACCUCUUUAUUGGCUUUUCUCAUCCAGAUUCGUUCCUUGAUUUUGUUCAAUGCACUCUUUAGAAGCCACUUAUAGGACAAUUUGCUGGGCCUGACAUCAAUCACCCCGCGAAUAGCCUACAAAUACCAGCUCAGUCGGACCAGUUUGUACAUCAUAGGAUUUAAAUCUAUUUAUAUGGAAGUUCAUUGAAAAAUACAAACCUUGUGACCUUCGUCUGAUAAGCAAGCUAGACCACCAGCUUGCGCUAUGCUAGAUGCUCCAUUGAAGCAAGUGCAGAUGAUGCGAUCAAAGUCCUGCAAGACGGGGAAUCCAUUCGAGUACAAGAGCUCAUCGGGGACCACUGUCCAGCCGAGACGAACUCCGAUCCAGGGAUCUCGUAGAUGGAUUGCGGGCUGUCAUCUGAUAUGUAGGAGGCAUAUGCGGAAUCAUACACGAUGAUCGAUCCAUUCCUCUUCGCAACGUCCACCAAUUGCUGCAGCUGCUCUCUUGAUGCAGCUUGACCGGUCGGAUUGUUCGGUGAGCAGAAGAAGAUGAUGUCGGUCCUCGGAGUUAUCGAGAAAUCAGGAAAAAACAGAUUUUCUGGUGCACAUCUCAUGUACUCGACUCCCUUAUAUUUGCCAGAUUCCUCGAGGACUUCCCCGGUUUGACCCAUUAUGAUGCUUGAAUCGACGUAUGCCUGUUGAUUUAAUGUGCUUCAGGGAGAGGAAACAUUCAAAGAAGCAUCUAAUCACCUGUUGGCCUGGUAUUCAGUACUCGAUCUUUACCUAACGAAGAGAGGAUCGAUUCAGGUCUCGCUGCACCAACCGAGUUGAUGUGAAUUUCUUAUUGUUUCUUCGCAAGACUUCGUGAGAAGUGCAUGUAAAGUCAGAAGACCAAAACUAGCAUUCAUUAAACAAACCACCUUUUAGUUGCUGAUGGCCACAUCAGUUUGAAGCCUCUUCUGAUACUCAAAACUAAAUCUAUGCUUUGAUCAGCUUUUGCAA
This is a messenger RNA of Ananas comosus (pineapple), 3578 nucleotides long. Its product is annotated as F-box/kelch-repeat protein At1g22040-like. The coding region runs from base 572 to 2002 and encodes 476 amino acids. The transcript is spliced from 6 exons. Gene Ontology annotation, molecular function: protein binding. NCBI's taxonomy places the organism in Eukaryota, Viridiplantae, Streptophyta, Magnoliopsida, Poales, Bromeliaceae. The record is from RefSeq and is a predicted model, not a curated record.